This is a messenger RNA of Perognathus longimembris pacificus (Pacific pocket mouse), 2211 nucleotides long. RefSeq names its product F-box and WD repeat domain containing 5 (gene Fbxw5). Gene Ontology annotation, biological process: protein ubiquitination. Gene Ontology annotation, molecular function: protein binding. Gene Ontology annotation, cellular component: Cul4-RING E3 ubiquitin ligase complex; SCF ubiquitin ligase complex. The transcript is spliced from 9 exons. Bases 69 to 1772 code for a protein of 567 amino acids. NCBI's taxonomy places the organism in Eukaryota, Metazoa, Chordata, Mammalia, Rodentia, Heteromyidae. The record is from RefSeq and is a predicted model, not a curated record.
GCGGCGGAAGCGGGUCCGCGCAUCGCAGCGGGCGGAGGCGCCGCGGGCCGCCCGGGCAGAAUGUCACGAUGGACGAGGGGGGCACACCCCUGCUCCCCGACAGCCUCAUCUACCAGAUCUUCCUCAGCCUGAGCCCCGCCGACCUGCUGGCCGCUGGCCUGGUGUGCCGCCAGUGGCAAGCCGUGUCCCGCGACGAGUUCCUAUGGAGGGAGCAGUUCUACCGCUACUACCAGGUGGCCCGCGACGUGCCCCGCCACCCAGCGGCCUCGUCCUGGUAUGAGGAGUUCCAGCGGCUCUAUGACACGGUGCCCUGCGUGGAGGUGCAGACGCUUAAGGAGCACACUGACCAGGUCCUGCACCUCAGCUUCUCCCACUCGGGGUACCAGUUUGCUUCCUGCUCUAAGGACUGCACAGUAAAGAUCUGGAGCAAUGACCUGACCAUUUCACUGCUGCACAGCGCAGACAUGCGACCCUACAACUGGAGUUACACCCAGUUCUCCCAGUUCAACCGGGACGACUCACUGCUGCUGGCCUCGGGGGUGUUUCUGGGGCCCCACAACUCCUCCUCGGGCGAGAUCGCAGUCAUCAGCCUAGACUCCUUCGCGCUGCUGUCCCGCGUUCGCAACAAGCCCUACGACGUGUUUGGCUGCUGGCUCACCGAAAGCAGCCUGAUCUCGGGGAACCUGCACCGCAUCGGAGACAUCACCUCCUGCUCUGUGCUGUGGCUCAACAACGCCUUCCAGGACGUGGAGUCGGAGAAUGUCAACGUGGUGAAGCGGCUCUUUAAGAUCCAGAAUCUCAACGCCAGCACCAUCCGCACGGUGAUGGUCGCUGACUGCAGCCGUUUCGACAGCCCUGACCUCCUGCUGGACGCAGGGGACCAGGCCGCGCCCGGCUGCCGUGUCUUUGAUCUGGGGGGGGACGGUGAGGAAGAAGCGGCUGACGCGACUCUGCCCGGCCCCGGCCGGGCCAAGGGGGGCUCGCGGCCCGCGCUGGACGGCGUGCCGGGCGGGCGCGCCCAGCUGUCCGAGCGCAUGCUGGAGACCAGGGUGGCGGAGCUGCUGGCCCAGGGCCGCACCAAGCCGCCCGAGCGCGGCGCCACCGACUCCAGGACCAAGUACCUCAUCUUCACCACCGGCUGCCUCACCUACUCGCCACACCAGAUCGGCAUCAAGCAGAUCCUGCCCCACCAGAUGACCACGGCGGGGCCGGUGCUGGGCGAGGGCCGCGGCUCCGACGCCUUCUUCGACGCCCUGGACCACGUCAUCGACGUGCGCGGGCACAUCAUCGGCAUGGGCCUGUCCCCGGACCACAGGUACCUCUACGUGAACAGCCGCGCCUGGCCCCCCGGCUCGGCGGUGGCCGACCCCAUGCAGCCGCCCCCCAUCGCCGAGGAGAUCGACCUGCUGGUGUUCGACCUCAAGACCAUGCGCGAGGUGAAGCGGGCCCUGCGGGCGCACCGCGCCUACACGCCCAACGACGAGUGCUUCUUCAUCUUCCUGGACGUCAGCCGGGACUUUGUGGCCAGCGGGGCUGAGGACCGCCAUGGCUACAUCUGGGACCGCCACUACAACAUCUGCCUGGCCAAGCUGCGGCACGAGGACGUGGUCAACUCCGUGGCCUUCAGCCCCCAGGAGCAGGAGCUGCUGCUGACGGCCAGCGACGACGCCACCAUCAAGGCCUGGCGCUCGCCCCGCACCGUGCGCGCGCUCCAGGCGCCCCGCCCGCGCCCGCGCCCCUUCUUCUCCUGGUUCGCCAGCCACAGGCGCUGAAGACGCCCGGGGACGCGGCCCUGCGGUCCUUCACGGAGCCACGGAGACGCUCACAGCGGAGAGGCCUUAGGAGGGCGUCGGCCGACCCCGGCACCAGCGCGCGCGGCGCCCCGCGCACCGAGCCAGCAGGCUUAGCACUAGAGUAGCUACCGGACGGCACCAGAGACCCCACGAUGGCCGCCCGGCCGGUUUGGGGUGCCAAGAACCCUGGGGGCCCUGCUCCUUCCCCACUGCUUUCCCCGGGCCUGACGUCCACACGGCCCCCGCGGACCUCCACGUGAGCGUCGGCCGUGGACGCCCCACCCGGGGGGCAGGGGGCCCCUGUGCUGCAGACGCCCCGCCUCGGGGGCUGGUCUGGGCACCCAGGGGGGGCCGGGGGCCCCUGUGCUGCAUGUGCGCUUGCCACGUGGUCGGGGCCCUGAAUAAACAGCUGGCAACA